Ostertagia ostertagi is the source of this 834-nucleotide messenger RNA. NCBI's taxonomy places the organism in Eukaryota, Metazoa, Nematoda, Chromadorea, Rhabditida, Trichostrongylidae. The record is from the annotation of a GenBank genome assembly.
AUGGCAGGUUCUAAUGUAGCCGAGCGUCUAGAGGCGCAGUUGAUGAAGGCUGUAGAUAUCGUAGAAGAACGUAUCGACAGUGAAAUGAAUAGGUUGGACAACAUGGAUGAGGAUGAACUCGAGAUAAUUCGGCGACGUCGUUUAGAGGAGAUGAAGAAAGUGCAAAAAGCGAAACAGGAAAUGCUAGCAGUCGGUCACGGUACCUACAGUGAAGUUGCUGAUGAGAAAGAGUUCUUCGAAGCAACGAAGAAGAGUAAGAAUGUCGUCUGCUUAUUCUACCUGGAUGGAAACAUGAGGUUGGACAACAUGGAUGAGGAUGAACUCGAGAUAAUUCGGCGACGUCGUUUAGAGGAGAUGAAGAAAGUGCAAAAAGCGAAACAGGAAAUGCUAGCAGUCGGUCACGGUACCUACAGUGAAGUUGCUGAUGAGAAAGAGUUCUUCGAAGCAACGAAGAAGAGUAAGAAUGUCGUCUGCUUAUUCUACCUGGAUGGAAACAUGAGGUGCAAAAUAGUGGAUAAACAUCUGAAUAUACUAGCAAGGAAGCACACAGGAACUCGCUUCAUUCAUGUAAACGCAGAAAAGGUUCCCUUCAUCGUUACUCGUCUUAACAUUCGUGUCAUUCCCACAAUCGCUAUAGUGAAGGACCAGCAGACCAUUGACUACAUCAGAGGCUUUGACGAUUUGGGUGGCAUCGACGAUUUCAAAACGGAGGUGUUGGAGACUCGGCUGGCACGGUCUGGAGUAAUAAGAGUUGAGAAAGUGAAGACGGAACCCCCAAAAAUGAAGAUCAUAAGAGGUGCUGGAACGGCAAAGGACACUGGUGAUGACUGGUAG